This is a messenger RNA of Fusarium keratoplasticum, 1092 nucleotides long. RefSeq lists its product as uncharacterized. Gene Ontology annotation, biological process: protein phosphorylation; positive regulation of Ras protein signal transduction. The record is from RefSeq and is a predicted model, not a curated record. Gene Ontology annotation, molecular function: protein serine/threonine kinase activity. The coding region runs from base 1 to 1092 and encodes 363 amino acids. NCBI's taxonomy places the organism in Eukaryota, Fungi, Ascomycota, Sordariomycetes, Hypocreales, Nectriaceae. The transcript has a single exon.
AUGCCGCAAACUAUAAGAUCCAUCCUCGGCAAGUCAGGACGAGUUACAAAGUCGUUCAGGCCACCUACAACUCGCAAGCCAUCAUCUCCAGCACCACGUAGGCCGGCGCGAAAGGCAAAGGACAAAGAUGCCGAACUCUUUCAGGACAAGCUCGACGAUAUGGGCCUGGCGAAACUGCUAGAGGAGGACCUCAGCCUCAGGGACAUCGUACAGGCCAUGCGCUAUAUCCGCUCCCGCAUGUUCAGCCUAGUUCCCUCAACAGGGUUCAACUCGACAAGAACGGCGGAAGUGCUCAACUACCGCGCUACCACUGCGCCCCUCGUCACAGUUGGACAUCUCAACGCAGUGCUUCGCUCACCUGGCAAGGUGGAGAGGGAACUGGCAGAGCUGACGUUAAAGGGCGUUGUGCGCAAAGUCAGAGUUGAGAGACGGGGUGGGAUGGGCGAGGCGUUGAUCGAGAUGGCUGAUCUCGAAGACAUGUUGCAAAGAGCAAAGCUGAGCGAGGAUACGAGAAACAAGUUUAGAGUGUUCCUGAAGGAGAACACAACCACGCAGACCUUGCCACAUGGCGUCUUGGAUAGCAAACAGGCGGACGAGCUUGUUAGGGCGGGAUUCCUCACAAGCUCUACACCCUCUGCACCCGAGGGAACUCUCGACAUGCGGCCGGAGGACCGCACGACGCUUACUUCCAUCCACCACGUUUCACGCUUCGCUUCGGGCACCGUCUCAGCCGUGGGCGGCCGAAACGCCAUCCAUCUCGCCGGAGGAGGCGGCGGCUCCCCGGCGCUCACUCACUCGUCCACAUCUCGAUCCGACCUCCGACUCGCCAUACCGGGCCACGGUCGACACCUUAAGUUGGCGUCAGCAGCUGUGGAAUGGGUACGAGAUGCCAUGGGACGGACACGCUGGGGCGAGGCCCCGGAGAGCUGGCUAAAGGAGCGGUUCGAGGGCGGUGGCCUAUACGGACCGCGGUGGAAGGAGUUCUGGGGUGUUGAGUGGACGUGGGUGCUAGGGGAGGCUGUUGGGCUGGGAGUUGUCGAGGUGUUUGAGACGGGCAGUGUGGGGAGGGGGGUGAGAGCCUUGGGGAGAUAG